This is a messenger RNA of Caenorhabditis auriculariae, 1872 nucleotides long. Lineage: Eukaryota; Metazoa; Nematoda; Chromadorea; Rhabditida; Rhabditidae. The record is from the annotation of a GenBank genome assembly.
AUGAUUGAUAGCUCAAAACCGAAUGUAAAAGUUGGUAACGAAUCAGACGCGGACCAGUCGAGCUCCAACCCCGUCUCUCAACAACUUUUAUCUUGGAUUUUUUUGAUGAACAAGUUUUCCUAAAUUUUUAAUUUUUAUAAAGAAACUUUUUACAAGGUUUCUACGAGAGAAACCCGGUAGGAAAGAGGAACUAGACCUCGAUAAAUAUUGGAAGGACCAAGGCGAAGAGGAAAGAACGCGUGAGAUGAUGCUUCUACAGCGGAAGCAACGUUUGAUGCAAUACUUGCACUGCGGUAGAGUUCGCUCGUAAGUUCAAAUGGAGCUAAGUAGCCACUUUCUUAACUUUAAGAUGGUCUUGCACGGAACAGGUGGGCAAGAUGGUUUGCAUCAAGCGUGACGACGUUUUCUUCGAAGAAGGUGACGAACAUGCUCUGGCAAUGUUUUCACCACAAAAAGUGAAUUUUUCAAUCGAAAUAGUAAGGUCUACAAUUAUUUUAGCUUAAAUCGUUCAAAGAGGCCGCCGCCUCGUUUUUCAAUGAGCUGGAAGCUCAGCUGAGUCCUGCUGCCGACAAAAAUUCCAAGUCGAAUAAGAAGAAAAAAGGCAGAAAGUCGAGCUCUCCAUCGAACCAAACUGAUGAGAAGCUAAUGGAGUUUUGCACGGUUAUUUUUAACUUGUUUAGCACUAUAUUCAUUUUUUCACUUUCAGAAUAACAUUGACUCUUGUUCAUGCAGCUUCAUGGCACAUGGAGACGAAACUAAGGCUACUUUGAUGGUUUUUUUUAAAUCUAUUUUCUCUAAUAUCAUGUUGAUUUUAGGAACUGACGUGCCACUACCAGCAUCGACUUCAGGCUCAGAGAUCUCUUCAGGAAUUUCUGUCUCUUUUGCUUCAAAAAUACUCUACGAACGCUAAAGUCGACGCGAACGGCAAUGGGAAUACGUGUACUUGCAAGGAGUUUUGCUGCAACAACAAUAAUAAUGGAGAUGCUCAUCAGAACCCGGCCCAUUUCUUGGAGAAAGUUCUUUUUGCACCGAGUAAUUUUUCAUGUUUUUUUCUGAAAUCUUCUCAUCUAGUUUUCAACGUCAGAAUCUUUUGAUCAACUAUUUUGAAAAUUUUCGUUUUAUUUUAGAAUUCAUGAAUGCACAGAAGUUUUGCACGAAGAAAAAUGAAACUGAAAAAAGUUCUAUGUUUUGAAUUUUUUUUUUCAAGCUGUUAUGUUUCUUUCAAAACCCCAGCGCGAAUUUUUCAAAUUGAAAUUUUUAAUAAGAAACUCAGGCAAAACUGAAAAGCUCCCCAAAAGCUUUUCUCAAAAAAAGACCUUGAAAGGGUCCCCAGCAGAUCUUUUUUACAUCAUUUCAGUUCUCUUUUGCGUCUUUUUCACAUCCUCUGACAAAAAAGAUGCUGGAAAGCAACUAAAAAGAUCCGAGAGGAUUCAAAAAGGAUCUUCUGAGGCUAUGAAAAAGGUGCUCAAAAGCUUUUUUACAUCAUUUUAGGAGCUUUUAGAGGAAGCUUUUUAUCUCCCUCUCAGGAUCCUUUAAGGAUCCUCAAAGGAAUUUUUCCGUUUUACCUAUGAAUCAAGCUUUUAAUUACAGGUGUGCCAAACUGUGAAGAGGGCGAAAACGUCCGCUUAUCUCGGAAGCAAGUCAAAAUGAUGAAAAGUAUCAAGCCGAAAGAUCAUUGUCAUGCUCGUCACGGUGCUCAGAGGUCUGAAAAGAAAAUAUUCAAGGCUGAAGAAAAUUAACUUCAGAUGCCGUCUCUGUAUGAUGGCUAUGACGGGUAACAGCCCCAGGAAGGGUUCUCUUGGCCAGGAGUUCAACACGGCUGUCAGUGUUCUUUUUUCCUUUUUGUCCACAAAUGAUUUUCAGAGCGCCUGA